Messenger RNA from Trichoderma atroviride IMI 206040, 1592 nucleotides. RefSeq lists its product as uncharacterized. Lineage: Eukaryota; Fungi; Ascomycota; Sordariomycetes; Hypocreales; Hypocreaceae. The record is from RefSeq and is a predicted model, not a curated record.
AUGAAGUUCUUUGAUCUAGAUGAUGGCGAUGAAGACAGAGAAGAGCUUGCUGCAUGCCCGUUGUUCACCCAUGGUGUCCUCAAGUAUGGAACUUCUUUGGAAGAGAACCCUUUUACCCAAUAUGGCCUACUUGGCGGAGUGGUCGAGAACAACGGUGUGGCCCAUGGCAGCGUCGAUGAUGUUGCAAAAGACCAUCGGCUGUAUUUCAACGCAACGGCGCCAUCAAGCGUCUUCAUCUGCGGCAGCCAAGGCUCUGGAAAGAGCCAUACUCUGAGCUGUCUACUGGAGAACUGCCUCAUGCAGUCAGAAGCAAAUGUUCUGCCACGCCCACUGACUGGCAUAGUAUUUCACUACGAUCCCUGGGUGUCGGCUACUCGAGGCACGCCUUGUGAGGCAGCCUACCUGGCCUCCGCCAAAGAUGUCUCCGUGAGAGUUUUAUGCCCUCCCACCAACGUUCGACAAAUCGAGGAUAUUUACUCCAAACUGCCAAAUGUCAAAGUGGAAAUAUUGCGCAUCAACCAGUCCGACCUCAAUACAAAGCGCAUGAUGGACUUGAUGGCCGUAAGCUCUGUCCAAGGCAGCAUGCCAUUAUACUUGCACGUCGUGCAGCGCAUUCUACGAGACCUGCGGAUCGAGCAGCAACAAAACAACACCUCUUUCAACUAUCUUGAAUUCAAGAACCGUCUCAUGAGGGAGGAUCUGGCCACUGGUCAACUGGUGCCUCUCCAACAACGACUCGAAACGCUGGAAAGUUUCAUGGUGAAAGAGCAGGUAGUCAACGUGGCUGGCAAAGCUGUCAAGAAGAAUAUAGGAAAAGGAAUAGAUUGGAAGCCCAAGGCAGGUCAACUCACCAUCAUCGACCUCUCGUGCCCAUGCGUGACCGAAGAGACAGCUUGCUCGCUCUUCAACAUCUGUCUAAGCCUCUUCCUGGAGCAGAAUCCGGAAAUUGGUCGUGUUGUUGCUUUGGACGAAGCACACAAAUACAUGACGGAAACGGCAGAGUGUGAAGUGCUGACGCAGGCACUUCUUUCCAACAUUCGUUUACAGCGUCACUUGGGCCUCCGAGUCAUCAUUUCGACCCAAGAGCCUACUAUUUCACCCAAGUUGUUGGAUUUAUGCUCCGUCACGAUUGUGCACCGAUUCACCUCUCCUGACUGGUUACAAAGUCUCAAGAAGCACUUGGCCGGCGCGUCAAUCUCGCUUCUGAACAAGAAUCAGCAAACCAGCACCGGUCACUCCAAUGGCGAAGACAGCAAUAACGGCCUUGUUGCGGACCUGAAUCCCAACGAAUUCGCGAUGAAGCUAUUUAGCAAAAUCGUGGCUCUUCGACGUGGCCAGGCCCUUUUAUUCUGUCCAUCUGCAAUAAUUGACGUGCUCACAACGUCACUGAAGUCGGAAAACGGUCUGUCUACCAGUAAUGGAUGGGAUGAUGCCCAAGUCUCCGUGUUAGAAGAAGUCAGCCCACAGCUUAUCAAGCUGUCUCACGGCCAUAUGAAGAUCCGGGUGCGCAAGAGGAUGACGCAAGAUGGAGGAAGAAGCAUCAUGGCUGCCUAAAUUUGUUUGUCCAUCUGCGUGUUGCAUGGAGCAAAUGG